Messenger RNA from Raphanus sativus (radish), 3896 nucleotides. RefSeq lists its product as uncharacterized. The record is from RefSeq and is a predicted model, not a curated record. NCBI's taxonomy places the organism in Eukaryota, Viridiplantae, Streptophyta, Magnoliopsida, Brassicales, Brassicaceae. The transcript has 4 exons. Bases 2869 to 3723 code for a protein of 284 amino acids.
AGAGUAGCUAACUAGAGCAUAGAUCACUAGGAUCUUUGAUAUCUUGAAUUAUCUGUUUGAACUAGUGUCUCCUUGGAGAAGAGCUAACCGCCCUCCUUGAGAUUUAGUGUUCAUUAUCGGCUCGCGCCUAGGCAUAUCUAGAAGCCGUCGAUCGAUAUCCCGACAGGUGAAUCGAUCGCCGAGCGAAAGGUGUAUCGCUCGAUAUCUCUAAAGGAUAUCGAUCGACUAUUUUUCUGUGUCAACGUACGACAGUUGAUGCCAGAGAUCUAGAUUAUUUAACCAGUGAGACAUCACUGAGAGUUAAGCGGCUGAGUUCUAUAGUAUCAUGCAAGCAACUUGUUAAGCAUUUAUAGAUAUUAUAAUCUCCAUUCCUGAAUAAAAUCCCUAAGUCUAGCACUCUUCAUUAUCAUUUAAACAACAAUCAUAUUGUUAGUUAGAGCAACUACCUUGCUCAUUUUAGGAAUUGUUAUUUACACUUCAUCAUUAAAACCAACUUCACCUAGGAUUGAUUAAUUGAUUAGAUUUAAUUGGUUAUCUAGCUCCUCGUAAUCCGAUUCCUAAGUACUACAGCUGAACCUCUUAUUUGAGAGAGUAAGUUUUACAGGGUAAUUUGAGCACUAUCAGUUCUUCAUACACAUUUGUAUUUUAAGAAUUGUACAACCAUAAUAAUAUCCCCAUGAACAUAUUUUUCAAUAUCCAUAUGUACAUUGCUUAAGCGUCGUACACAUGUACACUAAUAAGAGUAACUAGUUCACUUCACUCACUAAAAAACAUUUUUUUUUGUCUUUUUCAUCUAAAAAACCAAGCCUUACAAUGUCUAGAACUUAUUUUAAUGUGAGUUUCUUCUAAUGUUAACACAUUCAAGACUUUGUUUACACAAUGUACACAAAGACUUUCUCCUCUUCAUAUAUAUACGAACACAUGUACACUACAUAGAUAAAAUGCAUUUGUACACAUGUACACUACAUAGAUAAAAUGCACAUGUAUAAGAAAAUGUGUACACAUGUACAUCCGAAAGAUAAUGUACAAUAUUUUUUACAGAGUGGCAAUUUUGUCGAUUGAGUAUUGUGUGAUUCUUCUUCGAUUGAGUAUUGGAAUCCAUAUAUGUUAGGGUAUUUUUGUGUAGGAUCGUUUAAGUGCUACGGAACGCUAGAAGAUUCGUAUGACAGAUUAGAAAUCGAGGGCAAAGAGAUGUUAUUGAGUAUAAUGAUUGGGACUACAACGUAUUGGUGUAUAAACCCUAGUUCUAGUCGCCUAAACUCUAAUCUCUUAACCUCCGAAAGUCGAUCCCUCAUUCUAGGGUUUGGGUUCCCCUUUUAUAGUUGUAGAUGUCGGUUUCAAGUAAUAGAACACUUCCAUAAUCGGAUAAAUGGAAGUUUCCCUUUAGGUAGAAAACUUCUAUAUCGCUCCAAGGGGUCGGUCCGAUCUAAGGGUCGGACCCAAGGCAGGGGUCGAUCCUUGGUAUCUUCUUGAGCAAGGGUCUGGAAGUCGAGGACCUAUCCGGAAACUGGAGAAAACUUAUAUCUGGAUAUUUUUCCCCAACAUUUUGCCCCUUAUUCCUUGAUUUGCUUGUGGAAAUCAAGGGAUAACAUGUACUUCCCGAGCCUUCGUAAUUUUCUCUUGGGUACCUUAUCUUCUCGCAGUGGGUCAGACCGGGACCCUUGAUGAAAUGAUAUACUGAUUUCACGAGGCUCUGAAAGUCGUAUCUUCUUAGAGCGUAUAGGUCCAUGCCUCGACUUGUUCUCAAGUGAAGAGAAGAGAUGGAGUAUUCCCUUCUUGAAGAAUCAAGGGGUACGAGACUUGCUUUUUGAACUUGAUCGAAUGAAGUGGGCUUCGCUAAUAGGCCCAGAGACGGUUGAGUUUCUCCGUUUGGCGCCCAUUUGGUCGCGUGGCGAUUUGCACGAGGCGCGUGUCUGCCACCUUAGGGUUUUCUCCUUCUUUCUUUCAUUUGAUCGAGACCUAAGUCUUUUUUCUUCUCAUUUCUUCUCUACUCUCCUCAAGAUUCUCUCUCUCGGCGGCUCCCUUUCUUGAAGAUUUCCUCUCGUUCAGGUAGCCGUCUUCUUCCCUUCUCUCUUUUCUUCUCUUAUAUUAGAUCGAUAAUGUCCGACGGUUCCCCUAGCAAAACCCUAGAAUCCCCGUAGCUAGUAGAGAUAGAUCUGAAACCCUAGGCUCGGUGAACUCUUCCUCUCAGUCCCCCCCAACCCAUAGCUGACGCGGAGGGUCCUUAUCUCGAUGUCAUGGAGUACGUUCCUUCCGGCGAUGAAGCCGAAGAGUCUUUGUUGGUGGGUCCGGUUUCCAGAAUCGGAAAGAGAGAUGUUGAAGAGUGGAGGAGGAAGUACGAUCUUCCCCAGGACCUGGAUAUCCGAAAACUCUUGGAGCAUUCCUUCUCUGAUCGCAAAACUCUUGGAGCAUUUGGAAAUCUCUCCAGGCCAGCUAACUCCUCCAGCUUGGAGGACCUUGAUCGCGAUACAAAACCUCGGCGAUUUAGAGCGCUUGGUGAUAGGAGUGAACGUGGUGCUCUAUUCGUACUAUGUUGCUGAUUUGCCCGGAUCAAAGGGAAAGUAUUACCUCCACCCUCGUAGUAGCCAAGCUCUGGUUCGAGAGAUCGAGAAAGGCGCAAGGAAGCGUCAUCCAGUCUUUAGCAGUAGAUGGGCAGAGAGAUUUGCCUUCGUAACCCUCCCCGAGUUUUCUCCUAUUUGGCAUGUAGUGGAGGUGUCUCGCAAGCCUGUGCCUGAAGGGAAAGAAGUUGCUGAUCAGGUCCUUGACCUUCCUCCAUCGCAUCGUCAAACCACCUUUCUCACCAGCAAAGAAGUCUUAAGGCAGUGUAGCAUUUGGGGUAAUAUGUCGGGAUCCACAGGAUAAAAAGCUAUGGAGGCGUUCAUGCAGACCGCGGGGAAGCUCUCAGCCAAAAAGCCUGCUGCUAAGGCCACUACCUCGGGUGAUGAUGAUGUCCAAAUCCUCAAGAGUACCAAGCGCAAGGGACCUACUAGCUCAGCCCCUUCUGCCUCAAGGAGAAGAUCUCGGGCCUUGGGAUCGACUCUGAAAUCCUCGACCCCAGAGCCUUCUCUUAACCCUUGUGUGGACCUAGCCAAGGUGGUAGCUGAUCUCUCUUCCUCCACGUUUCCAGGGAGUGCCUGCUUUCUUCCUUAUGGGGAUCUCCCAAAGGCUUUUGAGAGUGUUCAGUUUGAUCUCCUCCAGGUUAUGUCUCAGAUUCACCACAUUGAGGACAUGGUGAACGAGCAGUCAUCCAAGAAGGAGCUGGAGAGCGUGAAUGCUCAGCUCAAGGAAGAGAAGAACAAAGUCCUGGUUCAGGGGAAGGAGAUCAAAUCCCUUCAGCUCAAGCUGAAGAACUCGAAGGAGGCUGAGACUGCUACUGCUGCGGAGAACACCGCUCUGACGCGUCAACUGGAGGAGACCCAGGAGGAGCUAUGUGGGCUGAAGCUGGAGAAGGAGUCCUUUGAGGACGAAAGGAUGAUGGCGGUGAGUGGGGCCAAGGUGACUGCUCGCUGGGAGCUGAUGAGGGAAUGGCUUAAGGAGCAGACCGACAAAUGGGAGUUGGUUGUGGAGUUCCAGCGAUACAAGCUGGUGAAAGAAGCCGAGGCUAAGCUGCGGGGACUGCCUCCUCCUUCGUUUGAUGAUGAGCCACCUCUUCCCGAAGCGGCUGCUGCCAAGGAGACUUCCCCUGCUCCAUCUGAGGGCGCGGGUGCUUCUCCAACUGCCUAAUCUCCCUAUCUCUCGAACUCUUGAUCUUUUAAGCCCUUCGGGCUUUUGUUGUUGUUUUUACCCUUCGGGGUUUUAUUUUUUAAACCUCAGGCCCUCGUGCCUUAAGACUUUUUAAGUACUGACCCUCGGAGGUCUUAACUUUAAUCUAUUUAAGCCUCAGCUUUUAUCUUUGA